CGCAUUUGCUGAAAACUGUUUGGUGUAGGAGAUCGUUGUUAACAUUACACAAAAAUGGCUUCCAAGGGAACAGUAACUGGUGACGGACCCACUCAUAAAAUAGCCCUGAUAACGGGCAUAACUGGGCAGGAUGGGUCGUAUUUGGCAGAGUUUUUAAUCUCCAAGGGCUACCAUGUCCAUGGCAUCAUUCGACGAGCAAGCUCAUUUAACACUGGGAGAAUUGAACAUUUGUAUGAUAAUCCCACAGCACACACAGAAGGCCGUAUGAAACUACAUUAUGGUGACCUAACAGAUAGUACCUGCCUUGUGAAGAUCAUUAACGAGAUCCGCCCUGAUGAGGUCUAUCACCUGGGAGCUCAAAGUCAUGUCAAGAUCUCAUUUGAUCUGGCAGAAUACACUGCCAAUGUGGAUGCUGUGGGAACACUGCGGCUACUGGAUGCCAUUCGUACAUGUGGACUGACGGAAACCAUCAAGUUCUACCAGGCAUCCACGAGUGAAAUGUUUGGUAAAGUACAGGAAAUCCCUCAGAAGGAAACCACGCCAUUUUACCCCAGGUCUCCUUACGGUGUGGCCAAGCUUUAUGGCUACUGGAUCACAGUGAACUACAGAGAGGCUUACAACAUGUUUACCUGUAAUGGUAUCUUGUUCAACCAUGAAAGUCCACGCAGAGGGGAGAACUUCGUUACAAGGAAGGUUACAAGAGCAGUCGCAAAGAUCAAGCUUGGACAACAGGAAGUUCUGCAGCUGGGCAACCUAGAUGCUAAAAGAGAUUGGGGUCAUGCUAAGGAUUUUGUCGAGGCGAUGUGGCUGAUGUUACAACAGAGUCAACCAGAUGACUACGUCGUGUCAACAGGGGAAUGUCACAGUGUCCGCGAGUUUGUGGAAUUGGCGUUUGCAGAGGCGGGAAUAAAUAUUGUAUGGGAAGGAGAAGGAGUCAAUGAAGUUGGCAAGGACAAGUCUACAGGGGUCGUCCGCGUUUUUGUCAAUCCAAAGUUCUACCGUCCAACAGAAGUGGAAUUCCUGCUGGGGGAUUGCACAAAAGCUAAACAGACAUUAGGGUGGAAACCAAAGUAUGACUUUAAGAAACUUGUGAGUGAGAUGGUAGCUUCUGAUGUACAAUUGAUGAAGGAGAACCCGAUGGCUUGAACAUGUAUCCAGUUCCAAAAAAACAUCCCCCGCCGCCAUUUCCAAAGAGGUGAACAAUAAGGCUAUACUAUGACAAACAAGAGAGCUUUUAUCAGAAAAAGCAGAACAUUUUAUCAUCUUAAAUUUUUUUUUUUUUUUUGAAAUCAUGUUGAAAAUUUUUGAUUGUAUACAUGUACAUCAAGCAAAAAAAAGUAACAUUGACUAUUUAUUGAAUUUUAAUGUCUUAAAAAUCAAUGUGCCUGAGAUUUCGUUCUUCUGACAGCAGUGGGUGUAUAUAGCUAAUGAUUUAUGGUACUUUUAAGAUGUAGCCCAAGUGUGUGGUGAUGUACUUACGUAAUGUUUUAUGAAAAAUGUGAUGAGUUUGUAGUAACAUGCUUUAUUGUGCUAUGUUUUAUGAACAUUUGACGCUGUGACAUAUUUGGAUAUAUUUAAAGUUUAUAUUUUGAUUCAGAGCUAAGGUUGGUCUUUUUUCUGUUUUGUUGAUAAUUUACAUGUGUGACAUUCAUCUCACUAGUGCUGUAAUGAGUCAAGAACUGAACCUUGAGUGCCGCAUGGCUGCAUGGUACAUUGUAUUUAGCAUAGACACAGCUAAAACUAAAUAAUCUUUGUGUUUUCACUGCUUUUUAAUGUGUCAUGAAUUUAUCUCUGUGUGUUUAGAUAACAGCUGAUCUAAGCCUAUUUUUAUUUUUGAAUUCCAUGUGAAAUUAACAUUUAACCAAUCAAUCCAUGUAUUUCUUUUGUAUGUUGAGAAGGGUGUUGUACAUGAGACUGAAAGAGUUGAACACUUUUGUAUGUUGAGAAGGGUGUUGUACAUGAGACUGAAAGAGUUGAACACUUUUGUAUGUUGAGAAGGGCGUUGUACAUGAGACUGAAAGAGUUGAACACUUUUUGUAUGUUGAGAAGGGUGUUGUACAUGAGACUGAAUGAGUUGAACACUUUGCCAGUUUUGAUUUAAAAAAACCAAAAGCAGCCAUGCGUCUAGUAAACAUAUUGACCAAAAUUUAUUUCUUCUUGUCUAGAAUUUUAAUUAAACAUUUUUUAUCAAUGCAGGUUAUGAAGACUAGUUUCCAUGGUUAUGGUUACCAUAACAACAUUAAUGAUGUAACCAGCACAAUAAUGAUGUAACCAGCACCAUACAAAUGUAACAAGCACUAUAAAGAUGUAACCAGCAACAUAGAAAUGUAACAAGCAACAUAAAGAUGUAACUAGCAGCAUAAAGAUUCAGCAUAGCGUAACAAGCACAAAGCCCAAAACAGUUUGUGAACAUUUUCUGUUGAUGAUACGGACAUUAUACUUGUGUGUCACUAUACGAGUGACUAUAUGACGUUUAUUUUUCCACCACUAUAUCCAUUGUGCAGAAUAUAAUGCUGUGUGAUCAAAAUUCGGGUGACUGUUUUGUUUGUGUUGUCUUUUUUGUCUGCUGUACAGUGCUGGAACUGUUGGUAUCUACACCAGUCAUUACUGCAGAGCUUUCCAUUUCAUUAUGAACAUGUAGAUUUACAUCUAUCCUUGUUAUGUUAUUAGCUUUCUUCUGGUCUAAAAUUGUAUAAAUCCUCGUUUAUUGAAGAGAUUAUGUUUGAGCACUUAUUUCCAUAGACUUACACGUGAUCAAACCCAAAGCUGUGUCACGUCAAUUUGUUAGUUUCCAUGGCUUUUCUCCAUCUCAAUCAUCCCAGCCUAUCAGAUGAUAAAACUGGUUUACCUUUCUGACCACAAGGUGGCGCCAUUGUUACAAAAAUCAUUUUUAAUUAGGAUUUCCAGCGCCACCUUGAAGCUGAAUGGACAAAGAAGCGAAGGGGCUGAACCCAUUACUAGUAGGCCUAUGUGGUAAGCUCUGAAAUCAAAAGAAGUGAGCAUAUUAAAAUGGAAAAUGGAUCUCAGACGUUUUGUGGACAAACCCCAAUACCUACCAACCCGCUCUGAUCAGAGUAUGUAUGUAGUUUUAUGCUCCAGUUAGCUUUGCCAAAGAGCAAGUUGUUCUUAAAAAUGAACUUUGUUUCCAGUUUGACUUGUGUGAUCUGACCGAUUAAUGCUUUUUUCAGUGAAUCAUACUUAAUCUGAAAUAGUCACAUUGAUUUUUGUUUUUUUUUCUCUGGAUAUUUUUUUCUUUUUUUGCUUUUUGCUUUAUUAUUAAUGCACUAUAACUUUGGAGUCAGUAUAUUAGAGUGAAGUUGUGGGACCAAAGAUAAACCUAAAAAAAAAAAUGUAAACGUAUUUGUGAUAUAUGAUUUGUAAUUUAUUUGUGGGGAAUUUGUUAACAUGUUUAAAUUUUGUGUGCAGGAUUUGCAUUAAAUGAAGACUGUAGUAUUCAGAUCUACUGUGCAUGUUGACAGACCAUUUUUUAGACCCCUAUUCCCAAAUAAAUGUGCUAAUAUUCGUGGUUUGUAGGAAAUCAGUUUUAGAUUUACAAUUCUAUACGUUUCAUGUUUCAUAUAUUGUAUGUAGGUUCCUGGGGGAAAUUGGUUUCUCAUUAGUACCCAUGGAACUGUGGGGAUUUUCUUGCAAUAUUUAUUGGGGAAAUCUGUUAUUCACUGUUUUACCUUGCUUUGGGACUCUUUUGAUCAGUAUAAUAGCUCGUGUUGUUGCAGGGAAAGACCAGAGAAAUGCACUUUGGCCAUUUCUUAAGUAUUAUAGUAUUCACUUGAAAAAACCAACGAAAUAAAAUAACAGCGUUAUUUUAUUAACUCAA
This is a messenger RNA of Liolophura sinensis, 3835 nucleotides long. RefSeq names its product GDP-mannose 4,6 dehydratase-like. The transcript has 11 exons. Lineage: Eukaryota; Metazoa; Mollusca; Polyplacophora; Chitonida; Chitonidae. Gene Ontology annotation, biological process: 'de novo' GDP-L-fucose biosynthetic process. The record is from RefSeq and is a predicted model, not a curated record. Gene Ontology annotation, molecular function: GDP-mannose 4,6-dehydratase activity. Bases 55 to 1146 code for a protein of 363 amino acids.